AUGACCAUAUCUCUCGGUGCCAAGAACAAAAGGGAAUUUGUAGAUGGUUCUCUUCCCAAACCCCCAUCAACAGUUCCCAUUCAUAGCUCCUGGUUAAGAUGCAACAACAUGGCCAUGUCAUGGAUCUUAAUUUCCAUUUCCAAUGAAAUUACGGAUUUAGUGAUGUACCUCAAGACAGCUGUGGCUAUAUGGCAAGAAAUCACUGAUCGAUUUAGCGAAGGGAACGAUCCUCGCAAUUUUGAAAUUAAGCAAGUUCUUUCUCAACUUUGGCAAGGAGAUGAUGCUGCCAGUGCCUACUUUUGCAAACUCAAGGAUCUUUGGGAUGAAAUAAAUGAAUACCACUCAUAUACAAUCUACAAUUGUGAAGGUGGCAAGAACAAUCUCGAUUUGUACAAUCGGGAUCAGGUUUUGCUAUUCCUAGCUCGUUUAAAUGAGUCUUUUCACUCCAUUAGAGGUCCAAUUAUAUUGAUUGAACCUUUUCCCUCUCUUGCUAAGGUUUUUUCUAUGGUCAUUCACGAUGAAAGGAAACACAAGAUUGGCACAUCUAUUACUAACAAUCUUGUUGCCACCAUAGUUACUCCAAAGACUCAGAAUCCAUCUCUGAAUUCACCACAUAAUCCCAAUCCUCCAUCCACUCUUUCGACUACUGCAACUUCAAGAACUAAGAAACCAAGAUAUACUUGCUCUCACUGUCACAUACCAUAG
Molecule: messenger RNA, 705 nt
Organism: Humulus lupulus (European hop)
Lineage: Eukaryota; Viridiplantae; Streptophyta; Magnoliopsida; Rosales; Cannabaceae
Exons: 1
Coding region: 1-705 (234 amino acids)
Source: RefSeq, a predicted model, not a curated record